Messenger RNA from Ambispora leptoticha, 2094 nucleotides. Lineage: Eukaryota; Fungi; Glomeromycota; Glomeromycetes; Archaeosporales; Ambisporaceae. The record is from the annotation of a GenBank genome assembly.
AUGUCACAAGAAACAAGAAUUACUGUGUCUCAGGAGGCACCAACUUACAGCCCCAAUUUAAAAUCGAGUGCAAGUUUAAACACUUAUGCGUGUAAUUCUUCAGAUAAAAACUGUCAAAUACAAAAACAUUUAUUAGAGCCUUCAAUGAAAUCUUGGAAUCCACAUCGAUAUUCACUUCAAAAAGCUGUUGUAGUAGGGGAAGUUGCUUCGUUACAGGAUGUUCUAAGGGGUAAAAAUAGCCCGCCUUUUGAUUUGGCAUCCUUUCGUGUCUUUGCUGAAGGAAAAAUGUGUGUUGAAUUAAUUGAUUUUUGGUGUGCUGUAGAAAAAUUUCGAACUAUUGAUUCAGUGGCACAUGAAGCACAAGCAAGAUAUAUUUAUGAGACUUAUAUAUCAGAGGAAGGCGUCAAAGAAAUAAAUCUUUCUUCUGCAAUGCGGAAACGAGUACAUAAGAGAUUUUUAGAAGGCUUAAAAACUGCGGAUCCAACAAUAUUUGACGAAACGCAAAACGAAACAGAACUUUUAUUGCUCGCAGAUGUCUAUCCUAAAUUUGUUAACUACGUGCACUUACGUAAAAACUUGGUUUUAUCGCGUAACAUUGCAUUAUGGUGUAUUAAUAUGCCAAGUUUGAAGGAGUUUUUCACAUUUCCAAGUCCAGUGAACGAAGCGGAAUCAAGAUUACACAAUUUCUGUACAUCUUUUCUAGUCCCUGCAGCGACCGCUCUAGCAGUUUUCUGUAAUUUUCCCUAUUUAUAUUUUUACAUACUUUAUGGAUUCUUUGCACGGGUAGUCGCUGGUCCAAGAUUAGAUCCUCAAGCUUUCAUUGUUCUCUUUAUUCUACGGCCAUUAUUCGAAGAUGUCUUACCGAUUAUCCGUUCAGAAUACGUACCAUCAGUACCAAAACAUUUCGCUCAAAUCUGUGGUCUAUUAUUCUCGCUAUUUGGCACAACGUUUUGGUUUUUAAAUUACCACAUGGUCUCAUUCGUAUUUUGGGGAAUAUUAUUUACAGCAGCGUCUUUUGCUGCUAUUUUUGAUUUUUGUGUUGCGUGCGAAUCAAUAUAUUUCGGUGCGCGACAUGGAUGGUUGCCAAAAACUUGGUGUGAAGAUUGUACCACGCAUUAUGUUACCGGUGAAAAUCAUUUGAAGUCCGCUCAAUCAAAAAAACCAACAAAAACAAUAGAGCGUAAAGCUUCUGAGACAUCGCUAAACGAAUUUCAACUGCCAACAAAAAAGAUUAAGGAUGAUAAAUCCGAACACAAACCCCGGAAACAAGGUAUACAGAUAAAAACAUUCAGUGAUGAAGAAUCUGCCAUUCCACUUGAAAAAAAUCUGGACAAGAAUGUCGAAUCAAAUGCAUCUUUAGAAGAAGUGAAGAAUAAAAAGCCGAGAAGUAAAUACAUUACUCGUGAUAUAGCGAAAGAAGCCCUCGAAACAUAUCAAGUGCGUGUCUUAGCGAACGAGAAGUUAACAUAUAAUGAUAUAGAUAUUUUAGACUUUAUUCACUUAACAAAGGGGAUUGAAAAAAGUCCUCUAUCUAUUGACCCCGAGGUCAAGACUGUAAAUUUUAGUGAAGGACGAGGCAUUGAUAAAUUUCUGGUCGACUCGACUGUGAUGAUGACGUUUUGCAAACACGAAUUCAGCGCAUAUGUAUGGACUCCAUUAUUAAGAAAUGCAUUCCUAGGAAAAACAGAUCUAAAACUAAGUUGUGGUACCGAAUUACUAGCCCAAGAAGAUGGAGUUCGGAACACUCGUGGAAAGAAGACUGGUGGCUUUGAGUAUUGUACAAAGAUAAUACUAACUGUUCUGUUUUUCACACUUCCCUCCACAUCUAAAGAUAACAUUAAAGAUAUUGAAGUCUAUAGUAUUCAAUCGAAUGGAUUUCGUUUGACAAUAUCUGCCUCAAAGUAUCUUUUCGAUAAUACCAUCCUUACCAUGGAUCUACAAGAUAUCGAGAUCCCAAGGACCAUGGAAGGCUUUUCGAAAUUAAUAUUGGCUGUGAAGAUCAUCUUAUCUUGGAAAGCUAGAACUAAGAAAACAGACACGUUUUAUCAAGAUUUAAACAAGUGUUAUAGACAUUUAACAAAAGAUAGUAAAUAG